Molecule: messenger RNA, 3674 nt
Organism: Cannabis sativa
Lineage: Eukaryota; Viridiplantae; Streptophyta; Magnoliopsida; Rosales; Cannabaceae
Exons: 8
Coding region: 125-3124 (999 amino acids)
Biological process (GO): cytokinin-activated signaling pathway; phosphorelay signal transduction system
Molecular function (GO): DNA binding
Source: RefSeq, a predicted model, not a curated record
CAUAAGAUUCCCUCCUCUUGUUUUCAGGUAGUCUCUUUAUAUAAGGAGACCUAUAUAGUUAUAAAUGCAAUAUAUACCUUUUUGAUCUCUUAAUUAUAUAGGAGUGACUAUAAGUAACUUUUUGAUGCUAUAUAAACCCACCCUCAUGAGUGGUUUCAACACACUUUCAAUACAAAUGGAUUACAACAGAUAUAAUAUUGUGGGUGAAUGUUCUCUCCCGGAAUCCUAUCGUCCUCUAAUGGAUCUUCAUGUUUUGGUUGUAGAUGAUGAUACCACAACUCUCUCUUUGGUUUCAGCAAUGCUUAGGAUAUUGAGAUAUAAAGUGAUGACUGUGAAAAAUCCUCUGGAUGCUUUGGCAACUCUUCGCACACAAAAAGGCUUAAUUGAUUUGGUGGUUACAGAUUUUCAUAUGCCUUACAUGAAUGGUUUUCAGUUACAGGAACAAAUUGAUAAAGAAUUUCAACUCCCAGUUAUUAUGAUGUCAGCGGAUGACAGAGAAACUGUAUUGCUACGUAGUGCACAAAGUGGAAUGGCUCUUUUCAUACUGAAACCUGUGACCCCAAAUGAUUUGAAGAAUCUUUGGCAAUAUGCAAUCAAAUACAAGAAAGAGAAAUCAAAUGUGAAUAUUGAUGAAGAAAUGGACAAUGGUACUACUAUUGAUAUCGUGAUGAAUAAUCAAGGGCAGGUGGUGGACACAAUGAUACCAGUGAAAGACUCAUUUGAUGCUACUCAAGUACUUGGACGAGGCAAAGAGAUUGUACUUUUCGAGCCAGCAGAUAAUAAUAGCAACAACGUAAAUGUAAUCUCUUCUGCUUCAUCAACAUCACCAACAAAUGAUGAUGAUGUAGCUAUUAUUGAGACUUUAGUCCAAAACAACCAUGGAAAAGGAGACUCAUCAAGUACUACUAGGUCUAGUAGUAGUAUUAACGUUGAUGGAAUAAAUAAUACUACACAUGGUUCCAAUAAAUCAUCAGCAAGUCAUGGAUACGGAAGAGAUGAUAAUUAUCAUGACAAACGCAAAGCUCCUAAGAAGACUAAAGUAGUUUGGACUAAUUCACUUCAGAAUCGCUUUCUUCUUGCCAUAAAACACCUUACUUUGGAUAAGGCGGUCCCUAAGAAGAUUCUUGAUUUUAUGAAUGUCCCUGGACUGACUAGAGAAAAUGUAGCCAGUCAUCUACAAAAAUAUCGGAUGUUCUUGAAGAAAGUAGCUGACAAGGGACUGUUAAAUAUGACAGCAACACAAGCAAUGACUGAUAGAAUAUUGAAGUCAAGCUUUGCUGCGGGAUAUCCACAAGCAUUUGCCUUGCAGAGCCAUGAAGCUUCUACUUCUUCAUCAGGUAUCAGUAGAAAUUAUAACCGAGCCCCAUAUCGACCAUUGCAACCAUUACUGUCAUCCAUGACGCCCAAUAAUAAUAACAAUUACAACAUCAACAUAUUUCAUCAUAACAUCCAUCACCCUUCAUCGUCAUCAUCAUCAUCAUCAUCACCUAUUAUGAGUUACAGCCCACCAAACAGUAAUGCUAUAACACCACCAUAUUCCUCCUAUGCUAUUCCACCACAUCACCACCAACAAAAAGCUUCAAAUAGUCGUUCCAUAGAGUUGCCUCAACCUAUGAUGACCGCUACUUAUGAUGUUGUUCAACACCACCAGAUUCGUCCUCCUACCUAUGGCUAUGGACACAUUCAUCCACUCACUUUCAGAGGAGCUUUGAAUAAUAAUAACAAUAAUGAAUAUAUUGUUGAUAGUGGAACUGGUAAUAAUUAUUCAAAUAGGUUUGUGCACACCACUUCUGCUGGAAUUUUAAAUGGAUCAACAACUCCUAACCGCCUUUUCAGAAGUACAGCCAUUAAUAAUGAUGCUCCAUAUUUCAAUUACAUUAAUGAAGCAGCUAAUAGCAUAAAUGGUUUAUCAAUUGGAAUGAGAUCCUCAUCCACUAAGAUGAAUAAUAAUGGUACCAGAGUAUACUCGUCAAACCAGAUGAUGAUCAAUGGUGGUUCAAACAGUGGAAUACAGUCAAGCCAAACGAUUCAUCGUGGCACUUAUUUAAACCAAUUGAUCAAUAAAAAUACCAGAGAAAGCUCGGUUGGAAUGUACUCAUCAACUCAAAUGAACAACGACAAUACUUGUCCAAUUGACAGUUUGGCUGGUAAUAAUAAUGGUGGGGCCACUACUGGUAGCUUGAGCGGAAUGUACUCAAAUAAUAUGAUCAACUACCGUGCCAAUGUCGGUAGCUCAUCAUCACUCAGAAUGUUACCAACGAAUCAGGUCAUAAAUGGUAUUGGAGGGCAGCAACAAAAACUAAAAUGUUUUGUUGACAAUGGCUAUGGUUCAGUGAAAAAUAAUGGCCUAGUACAAGGUUACAAUAAUGUCAAUUAUAUGAAUGGGAAGACUACUAGUAAUACCAAUAGCAUUGUUGGCACUAGUCAAUUAGAAGAUGGAUUCUUAUUACCUUCUAAUCAUCAUGGUUGUGAGAGGACAAAUACUAAUACUACUAAAGUGAAGACUUCACAAUGUCUUGUUUCCUCCAUCAACAAUUUCAAUUAUAUUCAUCAACAAAAUAUUCAAACUCAUAUGCAGCCUUCUUCACAGGUGGUACCACCCUCUUUGCCAGUGCCACCAGAACCCUUUGUUUUGCAACAACAAUCUGGCUCUGAUGAGUUAAAUAAUGUGGAAGAAGGAGAUAGAAAUGUUGGGAACGAUUAUAGAAUGAGUGAUGAUCUGAAAAUCAAUAAUGAUGAUUUUAAUAAUAUAUUUGGUGUUGUAACCAAUAAGGGUACUUCUUCUGCGUCUCUUGGUGAACAAAUUCCAGUUUCCAAUGUUGACAAUGUCGUCAUUAGGGAUGAUUUUAUUGACGAGCUUGACAACAUUUCACUGCCUAAUUUUCAGGCUGAAGUAGCGAACUCUCCACCAGCAAACCAAGUUAACAAUCAGAACCCCAUUAUUGCUAAUCAAUUUUCUGCAAUCGCUUCAAGCACAUCUCUUGUGCAAGAAAAUGAAGUACCAACUAUUAACAAGAAUGGAGAAUCCUUAAGUCAGGACAAAGGUGUGUCGCAAACCCUUGAUAGUAAUUUGCUUCCAUCAGAAGAUUAUUUUCCAGUCUUUGACGAAUUUCAGGCAAGUUGAAUUAUAUGUACUCUCAAUUAUGAUAUUACUUGCAAGUAUAUAAUCAUAAAAAAAGUUAGGCCGACUAUAUUGAAUAAUUUUCAUAACAUUAUUGAUUAUGCUAAUAUUAUCUAUUUGUAUAUAUAUAUAUGUAUGUAUGCUCAAAUAUGUGCAGGAAAGCAUGGGAGAAGUUGUUGAUCUUACUGAUCAGUUCCUAAACAUUCCUACUCAUGUGCUAAAUGAGAUGGAUUGGGACGAGGUUAUGGAUAAGAUGUUGAAUGAUAAUUAGCUAGCAGGACCAUUGGAAUGAUUAGAGAUGCUGAAUUCUGAAUUGAAUAUUCCCAACAUGAUCAUGGAUAUCAAAUAUCAUUUACAAACUUAUAAUAGUUAGUUCAAGUUGAUGUUUUCAUAUUACAUAAUUUUGAUGUGUUUGAAUAAGUUUCGCUAGUACAUAUAACUUAAACUUGUUUAAGUGAAACAAUUUAUGUUUCCCUUUGUGGUAUAAACUUUUAGCAUGUAAAUAAAAUUUAUAUUAAUUACAACAAUAUAUCUUAUAUACAUAUGAUCAACA